CACUAACAUUUUCUUAUAUGAAGAGACAGAGAGAGAGGAGAUGAAUAAAGAAGAGAUUGACUCAUCCUUGGCUACUGCAGCCAUGGCGGUUGCAGUUGCUGCGGCGGUGGCGGAGGAGGAGAAAUUGUGGUGCGAAGGUGUGGUGGAGGAGAUGACGUGGAGCACCGUGUGGUUGCCAUUUUGGGACGUUGAGUUUGUUGGAAGAAACUACAAUUUGUUGUUCAGUGAUGUUGCUUGGGACGAUGAUAUUUGGAACCUCAAAAAUCUAACUCAUUCCUCAUAAUCAUUUUCUCUAAGGAAAAUAGUAUGUAAAUGUAUGUUUUUUUAUAGUUUCUUCUAUAUAAUUUAUAAUUUUCCUUAAUUUUUGUUCAAUUUUUUUUCUUAAUUAUUUUCUUCGAUGUUGUUGGUUUGAAAGUAAUUAUCUCUAGAAUUAAAAAUUAGUCCGUAUUAAAACUGUGUUAAUACCUUAAUAAUGGUGACUGUUAAUUAAAUUCUUU
Eruca vesicaria subsp. sativa (arugula) is the source of this 497-nucleotide messenger RNA. NCBI's taxonomy places the organism in Eukaryota, Viridiplantae, Streptophyta, Magnoliopsida, Brassicales, Brassicaceae. The record is from the annotation of a GenBank genome assembly.